GUCAUUUUUAGUUAACUGGAGACAGGAGUUCAUCAUGACACUUCUUCACAUUGUGUUCCAUAGCAUCCUUUCUGCUGCUGUCUGGAGGGUGUCUAUUGAAGAUAAUAUUUUAGUAUAUGGAUAUGAAGGAAGUGGAGCAGAGAUCAGAUGCCCCUAUGACAAUGGAUAUGAGCCCUAUGGGAAGUACCUCUGUACCGAGAACUGUGACUACCCUGAUAUUUUAAUUGAAACUAAAUGGCAAGUUAGCCGUGCUGAGAGAGGCAGAUUCUCUCUGUAUCACGACACAAUGAGUAGAAAGUUUAUUGUGUUUGUCAGCAAGCUUACUUUCACAGAUGCUAGGACAUACUGGUGCGGAGUGAGCAAAAAUGGCAUAGACAUCUAUACAAAAGUCAUACUGCACGUAGUCAAAGACUGGUGCUGUGACAGCCCCACCUUCAUGCAGGCAAAAAGUCAGGAUCCUGUGUCCAUAAGCUGUCCGUAUGAGCCUCAAUAUAACGACAGAGAAAAGUACUUCUGCAGAGGGGCACGACCCUCGGCAUGUUUUCAACAGGCAGUAGUCAAAUCCACACAGGACAAAGCUGGGAGGAUCUCCCUCCAUGACAACCAUGCAGCCAGGGCGUUCACAGUAACAAUCACUGGAUUGGUCAAAGAGGAUUCUGGGUCAUAUAUGUGUGGAAUCCGUAUCAAUCAAGGUGUGGAUGUGUACACUUUGGUUAACCUGGAAGUUAAUGAAACAACAACAACCUUAUCUCCAACAACGACCACAUCUUCCACAUCCUCAUCACCAGGCUCAGCCAUCAGUAACAUCACCCUUCAGACACAAUCACAUGAAAACACUAUUGGCACCUCUGUUUUCUGGUUAAUUGGUUUGGCUGUGAUCUCUGUGAGUGUGGUUGUGUUGGUGUUGGGAUUCAUCAUGAUUUGCAGAUGUAAGAGAAAGAGGAUGCUGGGUUCUGCAGGGCCAAAUAGAGAAACAGGAUUACAAGAGGUGAAGGAAUUUUCUUAACUAUGUCCUAAUAAAAAUAUUAUCUUAACAUAAA
Molecule: messenger RNA, 1040 nt
Organism: Esox lucius (northern pike)
Lineage: Eukaryota; Metazoa; Chordata; Actinopteri; Esociformes; Esocidae
Product: polymeric immunoglobulin receptor
Exons: 6
Coding region: 35-1006 (323 amino acids)
Source: RefSeq, a predicted model, not a curated record